AUGGGAAACAGCCAAUUCAAAGGCCCUGAGGGGGCAGCAUACCUGUUUGAGGAUCCACGAGGAAGCCAGUGUGGCUACAGUGGAGUGAGGGGAGGAGAAGCAGAUCAAGUCAAUGAGGAGCGGCCAAGCGGUGCCAGGCCAGGUGGGUACGUCCGUCGGUCCUGCCGUGCCCUCGCCGGAGACCAGCCCUGGAGGCGGCCCGGGCCCGUCCCUGUGGCCGGCACCAUGAAGCAGGAGUUGGCAGCCCAGAACACCCCGCCCCCCCAGGACGACGGCGGCCCCCAAGCGCUGUGGAUUUCCGGGUACAGCUCCCUGGUGUGGAGGCCCGACUUCACCUACAGCGACAGCUGUGUGGGCUUCAUGCACCGCUACAGCCGCCACCUCUGGGAGGGAGACACCUUCCAUCGGGGCAGCGACAAGAUGCCUGGUCGUGUGGUGAUCCUCCCUGAAGAUCGUGAGGGCUGCACUUGGGGUGUGGCGUACCAGGUGCAAGGUGAGCAGGUCAAUGAGGCCCUGAAGUACUUGAACGUGUGGGAGGCAGUGCUUGGCGGCUAUGAUACCAAGGAGGUCAUCUUCUGCCCUCAAGAUGCCCCUGACCAACCACUCAAGGCACUGGCCUACGUGGCCACCCUGCAGAACCCUGGUUACCUGGGCCCUGCGCCUGAGGAGGCCAUCGCUACGCAGAUCCUGGCCUGCCGAGGCUUCUCUGGCCACAGCCUUGAGUACCUGCUGCGCCUGGCAGACUUCAGGCAGCUCUGUGGGCCCCAGGCACAGGACGAGCACCUGACAGCCAUCGUGGAUGCUGUAGGCACCAGGCUGCCCUGCUUCUGCCCCACUGAGCAGGCUUUGGCACUGGUCUGA
Molecule: messenger RNA, 861 nt
Organism: Balaenoptera musculus (blue whale)
Lineage: Eukaryota; Metazoa; Chordata; Mammalia; Artiodactyla; Balaenopteridae
Product: glutathione-specific gamma-glutamylcyclotransferase 1-like
Biological process (GO): glutathione catabolic process
Cellular component (GO): cytoplasm
Molecular function (GO): gamma-glutamylcyclotransferase activity; glutathione specific gamma-glutamylcyclotransferase activity
Source: RefSeq, a predicted model, not a curated record